CCCCAUUUUUGACACAGAAGAUCACGAUUCUGGUAUCUCUCUACCCCCCACUAUGUCGCCGCGGCUGUCUGCAUCCACGCUGUACAAUCAUCUCCAGUCCCAGACCCACCUUUGUGACACCGAGGCAUCCAAGGGUGCCGUCCGUUUCUCCUCGCGAGCUCUCCCCAGUGCCGACUCUCCCUAUGCAUGUCAUAACCACCGCCGGCCUGUCACCCACCACUGCACUAUGGAUAAUGCAAUGUAUUGUCGAUAGGUGUGCCCAAGUCCACCAUCGACACCUACGGGCCCCAACUCCACCCAUCUGCAACAGUCUUGGUCAUAUUCGCAAUGGUACGGUACAUAUCGUCCUAGAACUUUUUGGAUGCCACUCGUUUUCACCUUGCGGCACGUUUCUGCA
Guyanagaster necrorhizus is the source of this 397-nucleotide messenger RNA. RefSeq lists its product as uncharacterized. Bases 53 to 253 code for a protein of 66 amino acids. NCBI's taxonomy places the organism in Eukaryota, Fungi, Basidiomycota, Agaricomycetes, Agaricales, Physalacriaceae. The transcript has 2 exons. The record is from RefSeq and is a predicted model, not a curated record.